Molecule: messenger RNA, 3351 nt
Organism: Dendronephthya gigantea
Lineage: Eukaryota; Metazoa; Cnidaria; Anthozoa; Malacalcyonacea; Nephtheidae
Exons: 15
Coding region: 220-2820 (866 amino acids)
Cellular component (GO): cytosol
Molecular function (GO): mRNA binding
Source: RefSeq, a predicted model, not a curated record
UCUUGACAAGAUAAGAGUUUUUCACCGCGUGCUUCUUCAAAGCUUUCUGGGAGAAAAAAGGUAUUUUACGGCUGGCUUUUAGAAGGAAAAACCUUAACUACACCGCACGAAAACAACCCCUGUGAAAAUCUAUCGUCGUACCCGUCGAUGUAUGCUAACAUUUAGUCAUAUCUGGAGAGCAAAUUUUGCCACUUUUGUCCACUUCUGCUACUACGAAAAAUGGCAUCGAAUAACAUAGCUAACAGUCGAAAAGUGCUAAUAUCGAAUCUACCUCAAAACACUACUUCUAAUGAAAUUAUUCAAGAGCUUUUCAAAUCCCAGAAUUUUAAGUACAAUGAUAUAGAUUUUCAUGGAUCAUCAGCCAUUGUAACAUUGGCAAAUGCAAACGAGGCAAAGAGGGCUGCUAAACUCAUCAAUGGACAAUUAUUUCGAGGCAUAAGAAUCUCAGUUAUUGAAGCUCCGCCUUCUCAAAAACCAGCCCCAUCAUCAGGUUCCCUUACUCCUUUUCUCUUGGUUGGAAAUCUUUCAUUUGACUUCACUGAAAAGCAGUUUAAAGACUUAAUGAAACCACAUGGUGAAAUUAAGAAUGCAUUCCUUGUUCGGGGUAAAAUAUCAAAGAAAAGUAAAGGAUAUGGAUUUGUUGAAUUUACUCAGAUGGCAAGCGCUACUCGUGCAAGAGAACAUUUUAAGAAAACGGAUGCAAAAUAUAUUGAUGGAAGGGCGAUACGUAUUGAAUCAGUAUCAGCAAAUGUAACUACUGGUGAGGCUAAACAUUCGCGCUCUCUCUUUGUUGAUAAACUACCAAAGUCAUUUGGCGAUGAUGAAGAAAUUAUGAAUCUAUUCAGUACAGCAGGCAAUGUCACUUAUUGUAAGAUUGCAAGGUCCAAGGAAGGACAGCCUCGUGGAUAUGCUUUGGUAGAUUACAAGACUGUUGUGGAUGCGGAAAAAGGUCAAGAGCAACUUGAUGGAGCUAAAGUUGGUGAUUCAAAUAUACGUGUCUCUUUUUGUCCUCCUGGAAAAACUGCUGAAGAAAAAUUUUCUAAAUUUGAUACUCCGAACAAUCGUCAUUCUGGCGGUGGCCGUGGUCAGUUACACCCAGUUCGACCAGGAAUGGGUGGUCCUCGUGGUCCUAGAUUGCCAAGUUUAAUUCCUAGAAACCCAGCACCUUUCCUAAACAUGGGAGGUGUCGGCGGAAGACCCGGAUUUCCACCACCGGGACCUUUACGUACACCUUUUGGUAUUGGCGGUCUACCUGGCAUGCCAAGAAUGCAACUAAUGCGACCAAGACCUCUGUUGUUGGGUCCAGGCCCACAACUCAGAGUUCCUCUUGGUCAGUCACUCCUGCGUGGCCCGGGUAUUCGUAACGGGCAUCCAGGUGUAAAGCCUGGACAAGGAGUGAGAAAGAACCGGCCUAACACUAGACCUGGUUUGGCCACACCUCGGCCUGGUAAAAAGCCUGGUAGUAAAACAGGCCAGUCAGCCACAAAAGAAAAAGAAGUCACAAACGAUAAAAAGAAAGAUCCUGCUGUAGAGAAGAAUGUUACCAAAGAGACGUCGAAAGUUUCUGAGAAAGUUUCUGGGAAUCAACAACCAGAAGCAAAGAAAGCUGAAGAUGGACAAACAAAACAAGAGGAAAAGCCCAAAAUCUCCAUUCCUGAUUCAGAAAGUGCGGAACAGAAACGUAGUGAAAGCGCCGUCACAGCAACGACGACUCAGCCUUCGGAAGAUGCUGAGAAAGAUCUUCAACCUGUGGUGUUUAUGGAUACAGAACAGUUAAAACAAUUCAGACAAUUUCAAGAGCUUAUGAAAAAACAAAAAGAGGCCGAGAAAUCAGGAGAUUCAAAGCCAGUUUCUGUGGAAAACCUUGUAAAGGUAGCAAAUGAAGAAAACCAGAAGACAGCAUCACAGUCAAGUGAGUCUUCCAAGUCUUCAGUGGAGUCAAAGCAGUCACAUGAUCCCUCAAAACCACAGAAACAAGGAGUGGUGUCUAAACAAUUAUCCGGACAAUCAGAACCAGAAACAAAACUGUCUUCAGCAGCUAGCAAGUUUCUUUCCCCCUCCUCCAAAGCUUCACCCUUGUCAACAGCGGCAGUAAAGCCGUCGCCCAUUCAGCCGGCACUCAAUAAACCGCUAUCCGUGAAGCCGUCGCCCGCCCCCAUUAAGCUGUCUUCCUCGUUCGGCAUGUCGUCGUCUGUAUCGGACAAACAUUCUUCACCGACAUUCAAACCUUUCUCGGGAGCAUCAAAAUCUACUUCGGUUGUAUCCAAAUCAUCACCAGUGACAACCAAAACGUCAGCAAGACCAACACAAUCAACCCAGCAACCAGCCCAGCGUCAAGAAAGACCAACAAAACCACCCCACAAUUCCUAUCAACGGCCUUCUCAGCCUCAACAAAGAUUCCAAGCGGAGAACCAAAAGUCCAUAAAAUCUGCCGGGUCUUAUGAACGGGAGGAGAAGAACCAUAAUGACCGGAACUCUUACCAGGAUUCAAAGACCGCUUCCUCUGUGUCACGAAAUGAUAGCCCGUCGUCAUCACCGGUUCAUCUUCCACUGCCACCAAAACCUUCAAUUGCUGCAAACCUUUUACAAAAACUAUUUGGUGGAAAAUUCCCCAGCGCACAAGACAACCAUGGAGGUGGACAACAAACUAACACAAGCAAGGCCGACUCUCGCAGUCCUCAUGAAAGUUCUUAUCAAAUUGGUGGAAAAUCGAAUUCAUCUUCCAGUGAAAUGUCCCGUGAUGCACAAUCGCCACGUCAGCAUUCCAAGUAUGGUUACGAUAAGAAUCUUGAAAAUUCUGUCAUAUGUUGUCAUGGCUAAUUUUCUGAGGAUAAAACGAAGAGCUAUAGCUAGGUGCGUUUGAAAAUGGGAAGGUAAUGUAUAAGCAGGUAAUAUAAGGUAAUUCAUUUUCAAAAGUUAAAAUUGUAGAAUAAACUUCUCCCGUUGGGUAGUUCCAUUAGAUUCAACCCUUAUGCAAGUAUUAUCCUGCAAUUAGCCAUGAUUCUGGUAAAGCGUCAUGGUCCUAGUAGAAGUAUUAAAUAUGCUAUUAAAUGUCAUAAUGAUAAUAAGCUCUUUAAUAAUCCACCUUAAGGUAAAUAAGUAAGGUGAUAUGCAUGGUCUGGUGAAACUUCACAAUCUUUGGUCACCAACCCCAGGUAUAAAUGGAUGGCAUGCCGGAGGAAAUACCGUUUUGAAAAAUCAACAGUUUUGAAAAAUGGUCUUUAAAACUUGUUAGAAACGGCUUUUGUGUUUUUUUGGGUGGAUUUCCAUCGCCGCGGACUAAAUUCAGACCUUAAGGUAAACAUAUUGUCCAGUAUAAUUACACCCAUGACAUUUUUAACACACAUGUCC